ACUGAAGUUACUACCCUUUUUACAAUAUCGUUCUAAUGAAAAAUUGUUUACCAAUAAUUUUUUAGUACAUGUAAAUCAAACUUUUAAAUUUUUUGACAGUGUAUAGUAUUGAACUUAAUCACACAUAUAGUAGUUCACUAAUUAUUUACCGUUAUGGCCGAGUACCUGGCGUCUAUAUUCGGUACCGAAAAAGACAAGGUUAAUUGUUCAUUUUAUUUUAAAAUUGGUGCAUGUCGUCAUGGUGACCGAUGUUCUAGAAUACAUAAUAAGCCAACUUUCAGUCAGACUGUGCUAUUACAAAACCUUUAUGUUAAUCCGCAAAACUCUGCCAAGUCAGCUGAUGGAUCACAUUUGGUUUCAAAUGUAACUGAUGAAGAAAUGCAAGAACAUUAUGAUAACUUUUUUGAAGAUGUUUUUGUUGAAUGUGAAGAUAAGUAUGGUGAAAUUGAAGAGAUGAAUGUUUGUGACAAUUUAGGAGAUCAUCUAGUUGGAAAUGUAUAUAUAAAGUUUCGUCGAGAAGAACAUGCAGAAGCAGCUGUUAAUGAUUUAAACAACCGAUGGUUUGGUGGUCGUCCUGUUUAUGCAGAAUUGAGUCCUGUAACUGAUUUCCGAGAAGCUUGUUGUCGUCAAUACGAAAUGGGAGAGUGUACACGCAGUGGAUUCUGCAAUUUUAUGCAUCUUAAACCAAUUUCAAGAGAACUACGAAAAUACCUUUAUAGUAGACGAUCACGUAGACAUCGCUCUCGUAGUCGAUCCCGUGAUCAUGUAGGAACUCGUCGUACUAGAUCACCUUCUCCUAGACAUGGUCACCACCGUGGCGGUGGUGGUGGAGGUGGUGGUGGUGGUGGUGGUGGACGUCGUGAUCGUAGAUAUUAAUUUUACGUUAUUAGGUUUUCAUUUAAUUAAUUUAAAAUACAAUUAUACAUUUAUUUGUGUUUUAACCAAAACAACAUUUUUUAUCAAUAAAUUUUUACUUUUAAAAUUAAAAGUAAAAUCUUACUACAGUGUACGACUUCUUUUUAUGUAUUAUGUAUUAAAAAAAUUAAGUAAAAUAAAUAAAAAUUUAAAUACUUCAGUUUUAUAA
Daktulosphaira vitifoliae (grape phylloxera) is the source of this 1084-nucleotide messenger RNA. RefSeq names its product splicing factor U2af 38 kDa subunit (gene U2af38). The transcript has 7 exons. Gene Ontology annotation, biological process: mRNA splicing, via spliceosome. Bases 154 to 876 code for a protein of 240 amino acids. NCBI's taxonomy places the organism in Eukaryota, Metazoa, Arthropoda, Insecta, Hemiptera, Phylloxeridae. The record is from RefSeq and is a predicted model, not a curated record. Gene Ontology annotation, cellular component: spliceosomal complex; U2AF complex. Gene Ontology annotation, molecular function: metal ion binding; pre-mRNA 3'-splice site binding.